This is a messenger RNA of Penaeus indicus, 3662 nucleotides long. RefSeq lists its product as uncharacterized. NCBI's taxonomy places the organism in Eukaryota, Metazoa, Arthropoda, Malacostraca, Decapoda, Penaeidae. The record is from RefSeq and is a predicted model, not a curated record. The transcript has 6 exons. The coding region runs from base 1553 to 2638 and encodes 361 amino acids.
UAAUAUCGGUAUCUUAUCAUUUAUUUAUCUUCGCCCGAACGAAUGUGUGUAUAUGUCUCUGUUUACUCUUUUCUACCUACCUUUCUUUAUAUAUCUAUCAAUCUAUCUAUCUAUUUAUUUGUUUAUCUGUCUAUCUAUCUAUCUAUCGACCUACCUACCUACCUACCUACUCACCUACCUGUCUAUUUUUUCUAUCUCUCUAUCUUCCCAACAACCGAUCUGUUACUUGACUGUCUUUCUGCCCAAGAGAGUAGCCAUGCCCGUGUGCCUGUGCCUGUGUGUAAGUCUGUCGGGGAAGUAACUGAAAAGAAAAAAAAAAUUGAAACACCUUCCCUAAUUUAGGAUAAAUUAUUGAAAUCAAGAACAUCUGAAAUAAUAGUAAUAAUGAUAAUAAUGAUAACAAAAUAUUCAGUAAUCAGAAAAAAGAAGAAGAAAAAAAACUUUUUUUUUUUAUCACCGGAAAGCAUUGGUCCUGUGCGCGCUGUACGACAGGCACUGAGGCUUGUAACGUAAUGAACAGUAAUUUUUCGUCAUUCUGAGUGGUUACAGUUGACUGAAUUAGUGCCCAUUAACGUUUAGUUGUCAACUGGGUAGCAUUUUUUUUAAAUAAAUGGCAUAGAAAAUUAUAAGUAGGCCUAUUGAUUGAUCCAAGUUGCUAUGACCUCAUUUCCAAGUAACGUAUUUGAUGAGUUCAAUAUACAUGACUGCUGAGACACCUCUAGACUUUGGUGUGUAAAAGUACAAUAGGUGAAUGAGUACUAGAGCCUAGAUCGGGUAGUAGUAGCAUGACAGGUGAUUCGCAGCCCUUAAACGAUGCACAGCCACUCUACAGCUCAUCAAUGGCUUCCCCUUCCUUCACUGCCCAGGAUGGAGACGCCUCGGACACUGGCCAUUCAUAUUCACACUUAUACGACACCACCUCUUGUUUUUUAUGCCAAAGCAACCAAAACUCGAUGGUAAGUUUUAGCUUCAUGAUGAGGACUCAGUUGGGAGCCCUGUUCACCGUGUAGACAGGAAGCCCCUCACGUCCCUUUACCUCCAACUCGUUUUUUUCUUUUCUUUCUUUCUUUUUUUGGCUCUUGUGAUUUUUUUCUGUUUUUUGAGAAACUUUAGUCUAUAUGUGUAUGUUCUUUCGUGUUAGAGCAGGGUUGCCAGCUGGUCUUUUCUGAGUCCCAACCCUCCCUGCUAUGUCACAAUAGCAGUUCUGCACUCGUUCGUAGGAGAAGGUACUCGUGUUGCUGUUCUUGUGUGCUCUGGUAAGAUCCCAUUCAUACUCUCCCGGUAGCCGUGAAAUGGGCUCAGCAAUUACCUAGUUUCUCCGUAGAAAUGUUCUGCACAAUAUCUAAACCUCACCACUUGUCAUCCACGGCAAUGUAAGUUCAGUAUCUGUAAAGUCUUCACUUAAAUCAUAGAGGCCCAAGCGUGACGCUAAAUGGAAACAAGAGAAGGUGACUAGUACUAAGUGUUGAUGUUAUGUAUGGCUAGAGGCCCAGUGGAGCAGGCCUGGGCGAGUGGACUGGGCACUUAGGCACCGCCGGGGCGUCUCCUGACCAUGGGUAGGCCUCGGCUUCAUUACUCUGCAUGGCCCCUUUUCUCCUCACGUCUGGAUAUGAAUGAUAAACUGUUUUCUUCUAAUAUCUGUAUCUGUCUAACUUUAGCUAUCAUAUUCGCAAGAGCUGUGUUUAUGCCCAAAGAGAGUGUCAAGUUUGAAGUAAGCGAGAAGGUAAGGUCCGGUAGGAACGCGGAGCGAAUUGGAGGGUCAAAAUCUUCAUCUGACCAUCCAAUGGCUCGUGGCUGUCCAUCUUUCUCUCAUGUCAUCUGUUGGGUCUACUUUCAGUUAUGUUCCGUGUUUCCUGCAUUAUGGAAAUCGGCCGAAGCCUUUUCAAAUUUCCCAUUUGCGAGUCUCAACCCGGAGUUCUCCCUCAACAUCUCGGACGAUCCCAAGGAAGGACACAGCAACCUCAUCGAGAGAGCAGAGAUCGCCCAGCUUGUGAGGUCCCGGAUGCAGAGUCUUGGUCUUCCCCCGGAGGACUAUGACGAUGUCUCCGAGAAGCGCAAUUCCCUGUCCUUUGUUAUCAUCAACCCUUCUUGUGAUCUCAAACUGGAAGAAGGCGAUAUAGUGUACCUCAUCAGACCGAGUCCGUUCUCGGCGCAGAAGACCUUCGAGCGACACAACUCAAGACGAAAGUCCAACAUUUCCCUUUGUGAUACUCGGCGUCGAAGCACGACCUUCUCGCGGCCGCCGCCCCUGACGUCAGCGCCCAAGUCGAACUCGCUAAGCCUACCGGACAGUCCGCAGAUCUCUCCAGGUCCUUUCCUAACGUCCCCAUUAGAGUCCCUUCACGUCCCCAUGUCCCCCAAAACAGGAUUUGUCCGGGGACGCUCAAACUCUUUGCGCGUCGACGACAUUCUCAUGAGGCGCUCGAACUCGCUGCGCUUCGGGCUCGAGGCCACGCGCAAGAUCAACAGCUUCGAGGAGCUCGGCAUCAGCCCCAUCACGCCGCUGACCCGCGACGAGCGCACUGGCUCCAUCAAGAUCCCCGUCAACGGCUCCAUCGGCCUCGAGGUCACUCCGCCUGAGGAGUGCGGAUCCGAAGCCUCCGUACCUUCUAUCCAGCUCCAAGGCACCAUUGUCUGACCACCGCCAUCGCCUCGACCGGCGCGGGUUUGGUUCCACAUGGGCGGCGUUCGCGGCUACUCGCCCAGCCGCACGCAGAGACUCUGACAGCCAGCGGCCUCCCGCCCUGCGCGCCGCUCGUCUCUCGGGCCGCUGUCGUGGCCGCAGGCGCAGUAACGGGGGGAGGCCGAGGAAAGGGAAGCGGUCGCGUUGACCCUCAGUCGUUUUUCGAUUUCGAAAAUCUAAAAUGCCUCCGGUGAUGUUCUAAGUGCUUUGUUCCGAUUGCAUUUCUCUUUGACAAUAUCCAAGGUUUUGGGGCAUUGGGUACAAACGUAGGGUGAGGUCAGUUUUUUAGUGAAUUACGCAUAUUACAAAUCGCUUUGCUUGUGUGAGUGAAUGGAAGUGACGAGAAGAAAAGUGCGGAUUCAGAUAUUAUUUUUGUUUAGAUUUAAGUCCUUGAAACACAAAUGACUUUAGAAUUUGAAUGUAAGGAUAUAUGAUUGCCAACACGACGGACUUUACCUUCUGUGAAGGGUUAUUGCGCCCUACAUCGUGAUAGCCACAAAGCUCCUUGUUUCACUGUGAGCCUCUCGUGUUUGGUGCUCUGAGACUCUGUGGCUCAUAUGAUGAUCCAAGUUGUUGUUUUUGGAAAAGAAAAUGAGACUCGAAGAAUUCUGCUUCUGAACGAUAUGAUCAAAAUGAUUCGUGAAAUCCAAUUUUCUGAGAAUAUAGCAAACGAUAUGCGAACAAAGACCCAGUGUUUGUUAUAUAAGCUCAACUACGUUUUCCUUGCGAAGUUAGAACAUGAACUGAACAUUUAACUGAUGUGUUUAUCAAAGCUGUACCUUUCCUUUCCCCGCUUUAUUUACCGUUGGAUUCUUUCGGAACGCCUUUCAGUUCCACGUCAGCACACUUGUUGGUAUUCCAGACGAGCAAUAUCUUUCAGCCACGUUCAAGAGAGGCUUUAUCCCCCAGGCCCCACGUGGCAUUUGAGUUCAUAACAAUCAGAUUUUACUCUCACCCUCACUCUGAGUUUAUGAAUAUA